AUGACGGAAAAUGUUUCAGAAUACGAGACCAAACGGCUCCGACGUAUUGCUGAGAACCGCCAAAAGUUACACGAGCUGAAUAUUUUCACGUUAGGUACAAAUUUAUCUGCCAUGACCAAGCAGAAGAAAAGAAAACGAGAACAAUCGAUGGAACAAUCGAUGGAACCCACGAGAAAGUCGCCCCGGGAACGCAAAAAGCAAAAAAUGGAAAAACAACAACGUAAAAUGGAAAAACGCAACGAAAUUGAGGCAAAAGAGCGUAAAAAACUGGAAAAACGCAACAAAAUUGAGGCAAAACAGCGUAAAAAACUGGAAAAACAACAAAAAGUUGAAGCAAAAGAGCGUAAAAGAAUGGAAAAGGAAAAACGAAAAUUGAAAAAAGAGAAGAAACUUGAGCAGAAGUUGAAAAAAGAGCUUCAGGCAAAGAAAAGAGAGCUUAAAGCAAAGAACAAAGAGCUUAAAGCGAAGAAACAAGAGCGUAGUGAAAAGAAAAAAGAGCAGAUCAAAGAACAAGAACCGAAGUUUUUGGAUUGGAGGCUGAGGAGAAAGUUACAGGCUCGAGGAGAAAGAAAAUUGGCGACAUUGAAGAAGAGAGUGGAGCAGAAGGCAUUGAGAUUGAAAGAAAAUUCAAAGCUCGAGAAGAUUAAAUUGAAGGAACGAAAAUUAAGAAAGAAGCAAAAAGAAAAAGAAAAACUCGAGAGGAUCGUGCAAAAGGAAUUGGAAUUGCAGCGGAGAAUGGAGGAAGGUGAAUAUAUGAGACAGGAAGAUCGAUUGGCACGACAAGUGGCCAAAGAGAUGGUCUACAAUGAAAAAAACAAGAAACGACAAGAGAAUAAAGCUAUGGUGAAUGGAUGGAUAGAAGAAAUUGUAACUGAGGAGCAAAAGCUGGCGCGUCAGAAGGAAGACGAACUGAGAAAAGUGAUUUAUCCAAUCCAGAAGAUUGAUUUGCCACUUGUGCACAUAUCUGAUCCGAUCGAUUCUUUCAAAACAAAGCCGGUGGUAUUGAGUCCAUUCUUGAAUGUAGACGUGAACCCUUUCCAUGCGUUUUCACUUGGAAAACAGUUUUUACCUCCAGGAAAGAAAUCUGUGAUGCAAGGUCUAUGCCCAGGAGGAUUCACGACAACAUUUCAAGACCAUGUUGACAUUCACGUUUGGAAAAAUGCAAUGACAUUGUUUGUCAGUGGCACAACAGGAUUGUUUUACGAAUAUAUGUUUGAAGAAGCAACGCAUCAUGGAAAAAAUUACGUUUUUUUUCGAUGGACUCGCACUCAAGCUGUCACACCGUAUAUUUUGUCACGUAUGUGUCAGGUACAAAAAGGUGAAGAGAUCUUGCAGUUGAACAAGAGGUAUUCUGACGUUCCCAUACCGACUCAGAAACCAGAAUCUCUCCUACUUUUUGUCCAGUAUCCCAAGGGACCUUAUAUCUAUUGUGGACGACUUGGCUAUCUCGGUCAUCAAGUCAAUCCGCUUGAAUUAUCGUUUCAGCUACUUGAUAUUAAUGCACUAAACUGGAGACGAAUCCACACAAUGCUAAUAUCCUGCUAA
This is a messenger RNA of Peronospora farinosa, 1545 nucleotides long. Lineage: Eukaryota; Oomycota; Peronosporomycetes; Peronosporales; Peronosporaceae. The record is from the annotation of a GenBank genome assembly.